GAGUUGAUUCGUUACAUCGUUUUGCUAUACUUCUGACUGUACGUACAUUCAAAAAGAUAGCCAAUUUGACUUUCAAAUUUAUGUGAUUAUAGAUGAUCUUGCCGAAGUUCAGCUAACGGUGUUUACGUUCCAUGUUUUGCACUGUAAACUAUUUAACUUUGACAGCGAGUCGGCUUAUUUCACUUUUCGAUCGAAUGCUUAUCACCCUCACACGACCGGUAGUGAUUUUUAUGAUACGUAAGGGAAAACAAUAUUAAAACUCGUUCUUCUACAGAGGUUCCAGUUAUCAUUACAGCUUACUUCAUUCACCUAGCUAGAAUUUGAACCAUUUGAAUUCAGGUUUAUUAUCAUAAGUGUCCUGAUGAUUCUUUUUAAUUUACUAUGUAUUAUUGGUCACAUUAAAAAUUUCUAUUGCUUUCUUUAUACACACUUUUCUUACGCACAUACACUUUCGCUCAUAAAUAUUUAAUUCUAGAACUGGAUCAGUAUCUAUUCCUCAGUAAUGAUUGGUCUUGUAAACCAUCCAUAAAUAUCAAUGAAAUUUUUUUUAUUUGUGCACGUUUUUUGACCAUUCUUUUGCAUGCUGUGUUCCCCAUUCUCUUUCUUAUCAUUAUGUUUGUUAAUGCUUACAUAGGCACCUAGCUUCCCAAAUAUUUGUUAUAUUUAUGUAUUUCGAUUUCAUCAUUGGUAUCGACAUAGUUAUUAAAAAUGAUGGUUAUGUCUUGUUAACUCGUGUAAAACACUGAGAUACGCAUUCAGGAUUAUUUAACCUUAAGCCCCAUAUUGUCGCUUCAAAAAGUGAUUUUAAUGGCUUCUGGGAUGUUAACCUGACCUUUUCAAUAUGUUUAUUUUAGUAAGUGGAAUUAAAUAUAGAGAUUGGUAAAAGUGUAUGUAAUCGCGGUUUGUCAUAUCACAUUAACAUGAGACGAAAUUAGCAAGAAAAACAGUAAAGGGGUGGAAAGAGUGUAGUAGCAGUGAUAAUGAGAAAAUAGUUUGAGAUAAUAAAAAGGUGUGUAUCAAGGGCAUACUCGAACUCCAAAUAUAGGAUUGAUACGUUUAGGUUAUUCGGACCGCUCUAGAAACUUUUCGCUCCUAGUUCUUGGCCAGUGAUUGGUGACCUUAACCUUAUGGUUUACACUUAUCAACAUGUUUCAGAUCAAUCGUGUGGUUGCUCCUAGCUUACUGUCGACCUCCUUCCAUACCAGGUAGUCGUUCAUCGGAGUAUAGGUUGAUUCAGUAGAGGUAAUGUGUUCUAAACAUCUCAAUCGAUGGGGACUCACAACCUCAGCCAAUUUAUAAUUGUUGCCAAAUACCGUAACUCAGGAUUGCUUUUGGUCGUUCCACGUAACACGAGCAGUGGUUUAGAGGUAUCUAUGUUCAAACAGUAGCAACCUACGAAUAUCGUCUAUUUCCAAAAACCACGUUUCACAGACAUAAAGUAGAAUAAUAUAUAAUAUACUUGUUCUUUGGCUCGCAGAUGGAAAUCUAUCUGAACUCGCAAAUUAGGCAAAAAAUUGAGCUUUCUAAAUCUUUGCCCAAAUUUUGUCGUUGAGAAGAAAAGUGGAUAACGAGUUUAAUUGUUUCACUUUCUGCCACCAGUUUAGGCAUGAAGAUUUAAAUUUUUUAGAUCAAGAUUACUUUAUACCUUUUUUUCUACAAACUAUUUCUUUUUUGCUGUAUCAUUUCCUUAUAUCCAAUAUUUAUUUAUAUGUAUUACUACUAUUGAAGUUACUGCUUCUAUGAAUUCGUUGUGCUAAUGCAGAAUAGCAACUUGGACUGAUGCAUAUAUGUGCCUGGAAUAAUGUUGUAGAUGUCUGCUUGACGACCAGUCCCGAAAAAAAACUUCAAAUUUGAAGCGAGUGAAACGCUUUCAUGAACACGCUUGCAUUUGUGCUCAGAGAGAUUAGAGGGAUAACAUUUUUCAGCGUUCUCACCAAACAACUAUGUCUGCGCGUUUUAAAUCGAUAAAUGGGUCUUCUGGCAAAGAAUCAACACCCAAAUUUAGAUAUACUUGUUUCCACUUCUCUCACGCGAUGGUUCAACCAUAUCAAUGCACGCAAACUUAUUUAGGUACCUAAGUUUUAUUUAUGUGACUAGUCUUUUGGGAUCUUAAUAAACUGAUGUGCCUUCUAUACUCCGACAUGGUUUUACUCGUCCUCUACGUAUAGGUUACCAUUAUCUACGUCUGACAGCUUUUCAUCUUGUCUCGAUUUCCGUAUUCGUCUUCAUGAAAUACAUACGAGAUACCGCAAACUCUAGACUGUGGAACCACUUCUGACUUCAAGUAGUAGGGUACAAAAUAAUAAUAUGGCACUUCAACAUAAGUACUGGGAAUCUUGACAUGGGUCACAUAGAUCUGCCCUUCCAGCUUAUCUAGCUCAUAAAAUUUAUUUGGUAUUUAGAUUUCUCGAAACCUGAAUGUCAUCCUUUUAAUUUUUCGAGGGAGCUUUAAUUACGUUUUUGAAUGUAUUGGUCCCAGUAUGUUUCUAUAAUUGACACUCACAUGAAUAAUAAUUCAACAUUUCAGAUGGCGUUGUAUGGUGCUCCGUUUCCCAGAUAUGUAGUUUAUACAGAUGAGUUACGUGAUGCCUAUAAUACUGAUGAUGUCUACUACACGUAUAAUGGACGCAUAGUAAAUAAUAUGGAAGAAAUUCCGAAACGUGCUUUGUUGCAAGUGCAUUAUCGUUUGCGCGGUGGUAAAGGUGGUUUUGGAUCUAUGCUGCGAGCUAUCGGGAGUCAAAUCGAGAAGACAACCAAUCAUGAAAUGUGCAGAGACUUAUCAGGUAGGAGAAUGCGUGAUGUAAACCUGGAAAAAAAAUUAAAGGAAUGGUAUGCUACGGCUGACGAGCGGGAACGUAAGAAAGCAGAGGAAUAUGUUGAAAGACGACGAAAACGCCAAGAACUGUUAAAACAGGGUCUUUUACCUGAACAUAGCUUUUCUGAUCGUGAAUAUGAACGACAAAAACGUAAAAUUGCUUACGAACUACGGGGAGCCUUGGAUUCAGCCAUAGAAAGUGUUAAGAAAGAAAAGAAACAAACGGAAAUUCAAUCUGUUGCUUCUUCUGAAAAGCAACUGAAUACAAAGCGUACUCGAUUAUGGAUAGAAGAGAUGGACAAAGAGCUGUCUUUGAGUUCUAGUGAUGAUGAAAUUUCGGCUAGCUCAUCAUUUGACAUUUGCUCUAGUCUUGCAAAACAAGAUGAUAAUUUGCCCGUAAAAGAUGAUACCGAAUCCACAACGGACUCUACAGGAUUAAUUAACAGUGUUAAAACAGAUGCAAUUGGUAAGUUAGUAUUCUGUUCACUGGUGCAACCGAUUAAACUUGCAAGAUAGUAGGUAACCUCGGUAGCCAGUGGGAAGUUUAGAAGUCGCCCUAAUUAUUGCUGCAUAAAAGACCAAGCAGCUCUGUUUUC
Molecule: messenger RNA, 3411 nt
Organism: Schistosoma rodhaini
Lineage: Eukaryota; Metazoa; Platyhelminthes; Trematoda; Strigeidida; Schistosomatidae
Source: the annotation of a GenBank genome assembly